UCCUAGGUCUAGGAUGGCCGCUGCUGUGGGUGUAAACAAGCAGGGGACCGCAGCAACGAUGGACGUCUGUGUUCGGCACGUCAGGGGGGCCACAAGCAGCACGGUGAAGGUGUUGGAGUGUGGGGUGUGUGAAGAUGUCUUCUCUCUCCAGGGGGACAAGGUCCCCCGGCUGUUGCUCUGUGGUCACACAGUCUGUCAUGACUGUCUGACCCGGCUGCCCCUGCAUGGUAGAGCCAUCCGCUGCCCCUUCGACAGACAGGUUACAGAGCUGGGGGACUCUGGUGUGUGGGGUCUGAAGAAGAACUUUGCCCUGCUGGAGCUUCUGGAGAGGCUGCAGAAUGGAGCAUCCAGCCAGUUGAGCAUGGCAGAGGAUGCACUAACAGGCAUGGGAGAGUCUAUAAUCCGCUGUGACGAGGACGAGAGCCACACGGCGUCUAUGUACUGCACGGUGUGUGCCACCCACCUGUGUGCCGACUGCUCCCAGCUCACCCACUCCACCCGCACCCUGGCCAAGCACCGGCAGGUACCCCUGGCAGACAAGCCCCACGAGAAGACACUAUGCCCGCAGCACCAGGUCCACGCCAUCGAGUUCGUCUGUCAGGAGGAGCUCUGCCAGCCUGGGCCGCUCAUGUGCUGCGUGUGCAAAGAGUACGGCAAGCACCAGGGACACAAGCAUGCAGUUCUGGAGGCAGAAGCCAAUCAGAUCCGUGCGUCUAUCCUGGACAUGGCCCACUGUAUCCGGACGUUCACAGAGGAGGUGUCGGAAUAUUCCAGGAAGCUGGUUGGGAUCGUACAGCAGAUUGAGGGAGGAGAACGGAUAGUGGAGGAUGGCAUCGGCAUGGCACACACUGAACAUUCGUCUGUGGGUGUUCCCCAGGUCCCAGGCACGGCAGAGAGCGCCCGGUCCUGCGUACGGGCCUACUUCGCCGACCUCCACGAAACGCUGUGCAGACAGGAGGAGAUGGCGCUCAGUGUAGUGGACGCACAUGUCAGGGAAAGGCUCAUUUGGCUCCGGCAACAGCAGGAAGACAUGACCAUCCUACUGUCCCAGGUCUCCACAGCCUGCCUGCACUGCGAGAAGACACUGCAGCAGGAUGACUGCAGAGUGGUCCUGGCCAAGCAGGAGAUCAACAGACUGUUGGAGACUCUACAGAAACAGCAGCAGCAGUUCACUGAGCUGGCUGACCACAUCCAGCUAGACGCUGGUAUCCCCGUCACAUUCACCAAGACUACAUUGUUUUCUCUGUUCCAGGACAACCGGGUCCACAUCGGCCCUAAGAUGGAGAUCCGGGUGGUGACCCUGGGAUUGGAUAGUGCCGGGAAAACCACCAUCCUUUUCAAGCUGAAACAGGACGAAUUUAUGCAGCCCAUCCCUACCAUAGGUUUUAAUGUGGAGACAGUGGAGUAUAAGAAUCUCAAGUUCACCAUCUGGGACGUUGGUGGGAAACAUAAGCUACGGCCUCUCUGGAAGCACUAUUACCUGAACACACAAGCGGUGGUGUUUGUGAUUGACAGCUGUCACAGGGAUAGGCUGAUGGAGGCCCACAGUGAACUGGCCAAGCUUCUGACAGAGAAGGAGCUGAGAGACGCCCUGCUCCUCAUCUUCGCCAACAAACAGGACGUCCCUGGGGCUGUGUCGGUGGAGGAGAUGACGGAGCUGCUGAGUCUCCACAAGUUGUGCUGUGGGAGGAGCUGGCACAUCCAGGGAUGUGACGCCCGCAGUGGCAUGGGGCUCCACGAGGGCCUGGACUGGCUGUCCCGACAGCUGGUGGCUGCAGGUGUACUGGAUGUGGCCUAGACCUCCCCUUGCAGCAGGGGGGCUGGACGUGGCCUAGACCUCCCCUUGCUGCAGGGGGGCUGGACGUGACCUAGACCUCCCCUUGCUGCAGGGGGGCUGGACGUGACCUAGACCUCCCCUUGCUGCAGGGGGGCUGGACGUGACCUAGACCUCCCCUUGCUGCAGGGGGGCUGGACGUGACCUAGACCUCCCCUUGCUGCAGGGGGGCUGGACGUGGCCUAGACCUCCCCAUGCUGCAGGGGGGCUGGACGUGGCCUAGACCUCCCCAUGUUGCAGGGGGGCUGGAUGUGGCCUAGACCUCCCCUUGCUGCAGGGGGGCUGGACGUGGCCUAGACCUCCCCUUGCUGCAGGGGGGCUGGACGUGGCCUAGACCUCCCCUUGCUGCAGGGGGGCUGGACGUGGCCUAGACCUCCCCAUGCUGCAGGGGGGCUGGACGUGGCCUAGACCUCCCCUGAUGACUGACUUCUGUUACCAAGUAAAACCCUCUUACCAUAGAUCCCAGAACGAUCUUCUUAAACCAUCCACACCAUAAAGACCUGUCCACCAUAGACCUGCACCAGUCACAUCUACCUAAACCUUUUACCUGAUGAUUGGCUUAUGGUAUACCCAGUCCUACCAAACCCUAAAUCCCAUACCUUUCACCCCAUACUAAGGCCUUAGCCCUAUAUUCUAUAGCCGUUCUACCCUUCUCACCCCUAACCCACAGCCAGUGAAUCCAUCAUUAGUCGUAAUGCUUUGUACUCUGCUCUGCCGUGGGUAUGCUAACAGGGAUUCCCUCAAGCUUACUAAACUAACCUGCUUAUAAGACUACACAUUCCCAUAUUGCCUCAAUGCAGAUGAGAUUAAUUUCAUGGCGAAACUCCAUGUUGUAGAUUUUUUUCCGUUGGUACCAAUGUACUUGACUUGUGAUGAUUUCAUGUAAUUCAGCAUCAGGUCUUGAAAUGACACCGGUAGUGAGCUGAGUUCAGCUAUUAUUGACGUUGGUUAAAUAGUGCAGUUGAGUGAAAAAUCUAUUUAUGUUGGGUAGGUAGGGGACAUUGUAGUAGCUGUGGUGGGAAACGUCUAAAGUGUUAUAUGAAACCUUUCUCCCACCUGUUUUGUGGAGUGUCUUGCAUGCAGAAUUCAUUGGAUGCACUUUUCUGCCGCUUUAAUACAUCUGGGUUGUGCUCAUGAGGGUGCAAUGUUUGACUCAUGUUGCAGAUGUAUAGACUAGACAUGAUUCCUUCAUCUAAUUGACAGAGGAUGAUCUACACACUAUAUUUCUGAAUGUUCCAGAAUGUUGUGCCCUACAGAAUGUGAUACUGGCUUCUUUUGAAACCAGGACUCCUGGUUUAAAUUUUUUCAUCACAACCUGUGAUGGUCUUCUGUUUUAGCCCAUCUGUCUGGAGUGCUGAUUGUUACAUUCUACAUUAACGUUACCCACAUGUAGAUGUGAAACUUAGUCAAAACAUUAACCAAACACCUUUCAACUCCUGUUAUUGUAUGGAGGAACUAUCCUUUGGUUUGAAUUCACUUUCCUCAUUGCUAUGUUGUUACUACUUCUAUGUAAAAAUAAAAUGCAUGUGUGAAGAACCUU
Molecule: messenger RNA, 3374 nt
Organism: Salmo salar (Atlantic salmon)
Lineage: Eukaryota; Metazoa; Chordata; Actinopteri; Salmoniformes; Salmonidae
Product: E3 ubiquitin-protein ligase TRIM23
Molecular function (GO): GTPase activity; GTP binding; zinc ion binding
Source: RefSeq, a predicted model, not a curated record